Messenger RNA from Aspergillus niger, 1608 nucleotides. RefSeq lists its product as uncharacterized. Bases 1 to 1608 code for a protein of 535 amino acids. The record is from RefSeq and is a predicted model, not a curated record. The transcript has 2 exons. NCBI's taxonomy places the organism in Eukaryota, Fungi, Ascomycota, Eurotiomycetes, Eurotiales, Aspergillaceae. Gene Ontology annotation, molecular function: S-methyl-5-thioribose-1-phosphate isomerase activity.
AUGUCGCACAAGGAACAACCUCACGAGUCGCAACUUGAGAAGCGCGCUGUCGUUUCUUCAUUUAUCUUCCACUUUCCCAAGGGCCAUUCUGAGAAACCUGUCGUUGCGCUGUUCAAGCGCAGCGAUAAGGUGCGAACGUACAGCCAUCAUCUCGCUCCUAUAUCCGGCAGCAUAAGUCGCAGCGACAAUUCACCCCUCGAAGCAGCCUGGCGCGAACUAGCGGAGGAAACCUCCCUGGACGAAUCUUCGCUCACACACUGGCGCACAGGGAAGCCGUUUACCUUUGAAGAUCAAUCUGUUAAUCGCGAAUGGACCGUCCAUCCGUUCGCAUUCAAGCUCAAAGACACGUCGGAAGGAGGAAAGGGUGAAAGCGGUAUUAAGAUAGACUGGGAACACGAGGGGUGGGAAUGGUACGAUCCGCAAUCGGUAUUAGACAGGGAAGAAUUGGAAAUUGUACCGCGUCUAAAAGACUCUCUGCGACGAGUCUGGUUUGAAGGAGAAUUGAAUGAGCGCGCAGCAAAGGCACUUUCACUCGGUCUAGAGCGUCUACGGAGCGACCAUGAGAGUGGAGCACAGGAAUUGACUGCCAUCGCGCUAGUGGCCUUCCGGGAUUUCAUCGUCCAGACGCAAGACGAGAUCAAUAGUGAGGAGUGGUGGAAGACAGUUCGCAUGGCAGCGUGGCAUGUUAUCAAGAAUGGCCGAGAAAGCAUGGGCGCGGCGACGAUGAAUGCCCUGAUUGCCGUUCUAGACGAGAUAAAGGACAUACUCGGCGACGAGAAGACAAACUCGCAGCACAAGUGGGAACGGGUCCUGAAUGUGCUCGAUCACCAUAUCAAGUCUCGGAAGAGUCGUCAAACGCAAGUGAAGGAUGCGUUUGCGAAUUACAUCCGAUUUAAGUUUCUGCAUCACGGGGAAACUUUGGAUAAGCUCACUAUUUUGACUGUUUCGGCUAGCUCAACUAUCCGGGACAGUAUAUUGGAAGCUUAUGCGUCGCUGGAUAUCCGAAAGCUGGAACUCCGUAUCCUCGAGUCGAGACCACUAUUCGAAGGCACAAGUAUCGGCUCAUCCAUUCUUAGCAACUUCAAGUCACGAUUCCUCGAAACCCCCGGUAAGGAACUGAAAGUGAAAAUAUACACAGACGCAUCUGCUGCAUUGGCCGCAGCCGACGUGGAUCUGUUACUUCUCGGUGCAGACCGCAUAUCCGGCACGAAGGGGGUGAGCAACAAGACGGGGUCAUUGCCAGCCGUGCUUUGCACAAAGCACGUCAGCCCUAAUGCGCAAAUCGCUGUCCUCAGCGACCUCGAAAAGAUCAAUUGUGUUGGGAGUAUGAUCGACGAUGACCACCACGAAGACAACGAUCCGAUGGAGGUCAUCAGUGCCUGGCGCAACGAUGGCGUCAAGGCAGUCAGAGUGCUAGAAGAUGGCAUGAAAGGAGCUGAUGCAGAGGGGUCGUCGACUGUCGAGGUGAAGAACAUAUACUUCGAAUGGGUGCCGUUGUAUAUGGUUGAUGCGUUUGUUAGCGAAGAGGGCGUCAUGGAUGAGAGCCGCAUCCGGGAGAGAUCAAAGCAGUUGGGGGAGACGGUUAAUAGGUUUUUUGAGGACUUGUAA